CUCCUUGCAAUGCUGCAAAAGCGUCCGGAAACGAUACGUGGGGUAGAAGUUCAGCUGCAGACCCAAAGCUUUCAACUGCGGCCUAAAAGGUUGGUUAGUAAUAGGACUAUUGCGAAGUCCAACCUGAUGAAUUUCUGACCUGGUGGGAAAAUGACGCGACAGGGCCGAGGAAUGCGACCUUGAGAGGCUCCAUGGCAGCGCUAUGAGGACUUCGGAGAUCCACUGGGUUUGAGUUGCUUGCCUCACGAUUUUGUACUCCUGCCAAGAGGUUGUGAGUUGUUCCUUUCCACAGCUGCGGCUGACAUAACUAGUCGAAAUUUGAACUCGUUUAAGCCCGUGUAAUCAUCUCCAAGUUGUUUGUUUUUGAUGGUUCAUUCUGUCCACCAGGGCCUGGUCAUCUUAUCAAUUGGACCAAAUGCGCAUGUUCAAUUUGAAUACCAGACGGAUGCGACUAUUACUGCGUUCAUGGCAGCAGCAGCAACAACAACAACAGCAAUGGCGGAUACUGCCGGCUUCAUCUCGUGCAUGUUCGUCUCUUUCCGAAAGGCUACAUCGAGAUUUGACAUCACGACAGCUCCCCUUGACUUUUGAUUAUCUACAUCCCCAGCCGUCAUACCUCCUGAGCUUGACUUUGGCCGAACUCCUUCCCACGCUAACCCCAGCGCCAAAGGAGCUUCCUUCCGCACACAGCAGACUUCCCGUGCCAGCAGGCCACCACCUAGUCUACUUUCCUCCCCAGGUCACAUUGCCGCAGAUCCUUCCAGACGGUACGGACACCUUACACUCCCCAGGGAGUCCCUUUGAUAGGCGCUUGUGGGCUGGUGGAAGUGUCAGGUUAUCCACUCCGAAAGGCCUGGUUCUAAAUGGCAGCCGAGCCGUUUGUAUCGAAACAAUUCGUGACGUGGUAAUGAAGGGCCGGUCAGGCGAAGAAAAGGUUAUGGUCAGGAUUGAAAGGCGGAUCGGCACAGUUCAAGAGGGCGAAGACCAUCGCGAUAUUAAAGAGCGGAUAUGGAAGGAAACCGAGGAAGACGUUGGCGAUGCUUGUGUCAUUGAAACCAGGAAUCUAUUGUUUAUGCGCAAGAAAACUCCUGAGCAAUUAAGUCAUGACAAGGCUGGUUUUGACAUGGAAAAUAGGGCCAUAAAAUGUGCGAGCUACCUCGAAGAUCACCAUAAGUUACAAUUGACUGUCACACACAUUGAGUAUAGGAACAUAGCUCCUCUAUAUGUUGAUGAGGAGUUAGCAGUAUGCGGGAAACCCAAAUCGGGAAAGGGCUUCACAAGCUGGGAUGUCUGGAUUGAGGGUAAGGACGGACGACUGGCCUUUUGGGCUGCUCCUCCUGUUACUAGAACACUCACUGCACUUACCUUUAUACAGUCUAUACUGGUACAUGGUGGCCUUCUCAGCGGUUACUAUGUACUGUUCCUUCGCCGCCUUGUCUUCAAGACGCUACCAGAGAUAUGGAGGCUGUUCUCGCCGUUCAUGGUCACUGGACCAGGCCUUUCUCUGAUCUUUGAUCUAUACUUCAGUAUGGCUUUUGCGCUUCGCCUGGAGACUGAAUCUCCCCGGUUCAGCGCACCUGGUGACUUUUUCACUUAUGUGUUCUUCGUAGCAUCCAUUAUCAUGGUAAGUUCGUUGAUCCUGGCAUUCGUUUACACGUAUUCCCAAGACAACCGAGGAAAAAAGGCGAGCUUUUUCAUCGUCCAAAUACCCGUUGAGUUCUUACCUUGGGCAAUGCUCACAUUAACGCUGGUCGUUUCCGGAUGGCCUGCGGCAUUGAGAGACGGCAUGGGCAUAGUUGCUGCCCACUUCUACGAUUUUCUCACCCGUAUAUAUCCAACUUUCGGAGGUGGUAAGAAUUACCUCGUCACUCCAGCGUUUGUGAGGCGGUUCUUUGCUGCCCGUAAGCCGCGGGGCGAAGCUCGCGCCUUUGGGACCGCCUAUCGUGCGACGGACCAAACCCAGGGUUCUUCGGGAAGCUGGACUUCAUCCUUUCAGAGUCCUUGGAGCAGAAGAGGGCCAGGAAGAAGACUUGGUGGUGACUAAGUAGGCAUGUCGUUCCUGCCAGGUUGAUCAGUCGCUCAAAGUCUAAAGUGGGGAAUCCUGCUCAAGCGAGCAAUGUAUACUACAAUUGUAUUCAACUUGAUGCUGAAGCCAAGGGCUCAAGAAGUACGACUGUCAGCUUCUUGCAGAUAUCUGAAGUCGUUUUGAUGCUCAGAAUGAGUUAAUAAAAGAGAGGUAGCAGAUCUACAAGUAAGCACAACACAGGUAGACCGAU
This is a messenger RNA of Aspergillus vadensis CBS 113365, 2276 nucleotides long. RefSeq lists its product as uncharacterized. The transcript has 6 exons. Lineage: Eukaryota; Fungi; Ascomycota; Eurotiomycetes; Eurotiales; Aspergillaceae. The record is from RefSeq and is a predicted model, not a curated record. Gene Ontology annotation, molecular function: (3R)-hydroxyacyl-[acyl-carrier-protein] dehydratase activity. Gene Ontology annotation, cellular component: mitochondrion. Bases 416 to 2044 code for a protein of 542 amino acids.